AUGGCCAGUGAAGAAGGGCUACCGACUUCUAGCGACGCGGCACCUUCAGCAUCCAAAUCAAGAUCAAUACAAGAUAUCGUGUCGGUAGUUGUGGAUAGCGUUUGGCAGUAUGUUCACGUGGGAGCGGCUGCUUUUCUUUUCUACGAAGACCGCUUGCUGUGCCUCUACAGCUUGGUCGGUUUCGCGAGUCUCUGUUGUGGCGUUUUAGCAGCAUCACGUUCUGCGGGCGUGGUUCCUGUGAUGGGCGAGGAGUUGUGGAGGAUUGCAAUCCCCGCAUCCGCGAUAAUUUCAGUUACCACAUCCUUGGGAUGUCGAAUUGCGGGAUGGGUGUCAGCAAAAGCCACAUGUUGCUUGUGUGUGCUGCUGCCACCUGCAAUCGUCGGCUUGACAACCGUCACAGUCCGGAAUGACAAGACAGCGCGGCUGCGCUUGUGA
Symbiodinium sp. CCMP2456 is the source of this 435-nucleotide messenger RNA. The record is from the annotation of a GenBank genome assembly. Lineage: Eukaryota; Dinophyceae; Suessiales; Symbiodiniaceae.